AUGAGCUUCAACAUCGCUUCCGACGGUUCUCCUACGCCCCGUAAGGGCCCCGCUCGAUUCCCGGUGCCAGGGGAUCUCCGAGUUGACACUUCGCCAGAGGCUUUGGGUCAGGCGGUAGGCAGCAUGAGCCUCAGCCAAUACCCAUCUUCUUUCCAUCGUGUGUUUGGCUCAACGUUGACUUCCAACACACAGGGCUUGAAGCGGCCACUCGGACCUUCUGCACUGGGUAGUCGAUCUCUUCUGGAGCAGCACGAGUUGCUUGACGGCUACAAGAAGCCCCACAUGGAGAUGCGCGAGGACUCUACCGCUGUGGAAUCGCUGAUGCAGCGCCUCAACGGACGCUCUCCUGCCCAAGACCCGUACAGCUCCUCCAGCAGCUCUGUUCCCAUCACUCCAGCCACGGAAGAAUUUGCGCCCACACCACCCUCCGACAUGGACAACUCGGUCGUCCUCGUGGAGGCUGUCGAGCUGCAGAAGUUGAAGCUUGAACUGCAAGAAGCUCGCAACGAAGUCAACCGCGUCAAUCAAGAAAUGCACAGCCAAAACGUAGCCCGGUCGACCAUGGAGCACCUCAGCCAGUCAUCGGAGGCUGAUUACAGCUACUCAGGUGACGUCACGGAGCAAACACUUGCUAACCUGCAGAAUAAGUUCAAUACCUCAACCCGAAGCAACUAUGGCUGGGGCAAUGGAUCUGCUCGUCUUGGUGGCAUGGGUAGCAACAGCUUCGGACCUCCAUACCUACCUCAGACUCAGGCGCAGUCCCGACCACAGCCCACACAGACUGGCUAUCGCCGCACUGGCUACUUGAAUGAACCCACUCACUUUCCGGUUGACCAAAGCUUCCGUAGCAGCGGCAUGACCAAUGGCUUCAACACUGGAAUGGGUAACGGCUUGUCCAACAGCAUGCACGCCAACACUAGCAACAACAUGGGCAUAGGUAUGGGCAGCGGCUUGAGCAACCCGCCUAGUCGCCCAAACUCUGCGUUUGAUCCUGGAUACAGCCAGUACACUUUGCCGCCGAUGUAUCCAAUUGGUCAUCCGGCACCAAUUGGCACCAUGACUAGCAACCUGUCUGCGGAUGCGAGUGAAUUCAACUUCCCCAACGGUAUGGGUUCUUCUCCAUGGAAUUCACAGGCCCAGAGCGAAACUGGCGCUCCUCAGUACGUUCCCCCGGUGGAGCCCAUGAACUACCGUCGGCUGUUGGAUCGCAACAUGAGCUGCAACUGGAAGUAUAUCGUUGACAAAAUCAUCUGCAAUAAUGAUCAACAGGCUUCCAUCUUUCUUCAGCAGAAGCUCAAAGUAGGCACCCCUGAGCAAAAGUACGAGAUUGUCGAAGCAAUCAUUUCUCAGGCAUACGCUUUGAUGGUCAACCGCUUUGGCAAUUUCCUGGUCCAGCGCUGCUUCGAGCACGGUACCCAUGAGCAGGUAAUCGCUAUUGCCCAAGCCAUUCGUGGUAACACGCUUGCGCUCAGCAUGGAUGCUUUUGGUUGCCACGUUAUUCAGAAAGCCUUUGACUGCGUACCCGAGGAAUACAAGGCAACCAUGGUACACGAGUUGCUCCGUCGUAUUCCCGAGACUGUCAUCCACCGCUAUGCGUGCCAUGUUUGGCAGAAGCUAUUCGAGCUUCGCUGGAGCGACUCUCCGCCGCAGAUCAUGCGCUAUGUCAACGAGGCGCUUCGUGGCAUGUGGCAUGAGGUGGCUUUGGGUGAGACUGGAAGUCUUGUUGUACAGAACAUCUUCGAGAACUGCCUUGAAGAGGACAAGCGUCCCUGUAUCAACGAGGUCUUGGCCAGCAUCGACGUGAUUGCACAUGGACAAUUUGGAAACUGGUGCAUCCAGCACAUUUGCGAGCAUGGUGCCCCCGCGGAUCGCAGUCGCGCCAUCGAGCAUAUCCUUCGCUUUAGCACCGAGUACAGCAUGGACCAAUACGCCUCCAAGGUGAUUGAGAAGUGUCUGAAGAUUGGUGGCAGUGAGUUUCUGGACCGCUAUCUCGACCGUGUUUGUGAGGCGCGCCCUGAUCGUCCGCGCAUGCCUCUGAUUGACAUUGCUGGGGAUCAGUUCGGUAACUACCUCAUCCAGUAUAUCUUGACCAACAGCAGCCCCCAGCAUCGCGAACUUGUAGGCGGCCAUAUUCGGAAGCACAUGGUGUCGCUUCGUGGCUCCAAGUACGGCUCCCGUGUCGCUAUGCUCUGCUGCAACCCCGCCCUGACUACGCGCCCUGGACCUCCAGCCGGCAUGCUCCCACGCUACGGUAACCCGACAUCGCGACCCACGUUUGGUGCUUUCCGCUAG
This is a messenger RNA of Exserohilum turcica Et28A, 2292 nucleotides long. RefSeq lists its product as uncharacterized. NCBI's taxonomy places the organism in Eukaryota, Fungi, Ascomycota, Dothideomycetes, Pleosporales, Pleosporaceae. The record is from RefSeq and is a predicted model, not a curated record. The transcript has 5 exons. Gene Ontology annotation, biological process: post-transcriptional regulation of gene expression. Gene Ontology annotation, cellular component: cytoplasm. Bases 1 to 2292 code for a protein of 763 amino acids. Gene Ontology annotation, molecular function: mRNA 3'-UTR binding.